Molecule: messenger RNA, 2737 nt
Organism: Budorcas taxicolor (takin)
Lineage: Eukaryota; Metazoa; Chordata; Mammalia; Artiodactyla; Bovidae
Gene: ST3GAL6
Product: ST3 beta-galactoside alpha-2,3-sialyltransferase 6
Exons: 14
Coding region: 526-1521 (331 amino acids)
Biological process (GO): glycolipid biosynthetic process
Molecular function (GO): beta-galactoside alpha-2,3-sialyltransferase activity
Source: RefSeq, a predicted model, not a curated record
CCUCGCUGGUCCCCCGCCGGGUCCGGGGAGACUGCCUCCUUCCCGGGCCGCCGCUGAGCCGCGCCACCGUCCUCCGGUUUCCGCCGGCUCGAUGCUGCGGCUGCCGCGGGAGAGGCAGCACCCGGCUGGAGCGAGCGGCUGCGGGCGAGCUCCCGGCCCCGGAGCCCCGCGCGCCUCUGCGGUCUUCGCGCCUGGGCCUCGCCGGCACUUGGAAGUGAAGAAGCAGCACAACCUCUUAUCUUGGAUAAUUUCUAGUGGACAAGAUAGCAGCAGCCUCCUGGGCCUCCGGCGCCCUUACUGCAUUCUACACCCUCAAGAACAGAGAGGACCUCUGGGAAACAGGUUCCUAAAAGUGUAGGAGGAUUCUUUACCACUGAGCCACCAGGGAAGCCCUCAAUAUGUUUUUUAAAAAACUGCUGUUACUGGAAGGGGACGAAGUGGAGCCAGCGUUUGCUGCACAUGUCCUAAAGGUCAGGCUCGCUGUCUCGCUGCCCUUGUUUCCUCAAUAAACUAGGUGGGCCAGCCAUGAGAGGGUACCUCCUGGCCAUCUUCCUGAGUGCUGUCUUCCUCUAUUAUGUGCUGCAUUGUAUAUUGUGGCGAACAAAUGACUAUGGGGUGACACCUAUGGAAAUGAAGCCGAGAAAUAAGAUCCAGUCUUGUUUAUUAAAGCCAGCUUUUGCCUCUCUCCUGAGGUAUCAUCAAUUUCACCCUUUUCUGUGUGCAGCGAAUUUCAAAAAUACUGCUUCCUUCUACGGUAGCGAUAAGUUUGAUUUGCCCUAUGGGAUAAGAGCAUCAGCCACACACUUUCGACUUGCUCUUUGGAAACUGCCAAAUUGUGAUCUCUUUGAUGAGUUUGACAAUGUGCCGUGUAAGAAGUGUGUGGUGGUUGGUAAUGGAGGAAUUUUGAAGAAUAAGACAUUAGGAGAAAAAAUUGACUCCUAUGAUGUAAUAAUAAGAAUGAAUAACGGUCCUGUUUUAGGACAUGAAGAGGAAGUUGGGAGAAGGACUACCUUCCGACUUUUUUAUCCAGAAUCUGUUUUUUCAGAUCCUAAUCACAGUGACCCUAAUACUACGGUGAUUCUCACUGCUUUUAAGCCACUUGAUUUAAAGUGGCUGUUGGAAUUGUUGACAGGUGGCAAAAUAAAUCCUAAUGGUUUUUGGAAGGAACCAGCCUUAAAUCUGAUCUAUAAACCUUAUCAAAUCAGAAUAUUAGAUCCUUACAUCACCAGAAUGGCAGCAUACGAACUGCUUCAUUUCCCGAAAGCAUUUCCCAAAAAUGAGAAACCCAAACACCCAACCACAGGCAUUAUUGCCAUUACAUUGGCAUUUCACAUAUGUCAUGAAGUUCACCUUGCUGGCUUUAAGUACAACUUUUCUGACCUCAAGAGCCCUUUGCACUACUAUGGGAAUGCCACCAUGUCUUUGAUGAGUGAGAAUGAAUAUCACAAUGUGACUGCGGAGCAGCUCUUUCUGAAGGACAUUAUAGAAAAAAACUUUGUAACCGACUUGACCCAAGAGUAACCCUACAGACUCAGAAGAUAAUGCUAACAGUGUUAGUUUUAUUUUUAUACUGCCAUUUUUAGUUUAUUUUUAAAUAUGUUGGAUGUACUUGUCAAGAAAUUAUGUGUAUCAAGUCUGUUGCUGCCUGGUGAUUCAUAACCACCAGCUUAAUUUCUGUGAAUAUAUUUAAUUUAUGGAAACCAAGAUGUUACGAUAUCAGGGAAAGUGAACUUUUCAUUGUAUCGUUUAAAAAUAAGCUAGUUUUCUGAGGUGUUUUUAACUAUAGUUAGUUCAUCUUAGACUUCUGAAGGGACGCUGACUUCCUAGUAAGUAAGGGGGGUUAGUUUACUACAGCACAUUUUGAAUGUAACAGGACAUUUUGAGAGGUUCAUCUGGCUACUGUAAAUUGGUAGGGAACUGGUGUGCGGCAGUUCCCUGAUGUAGUGUACUGGACCCACUUCAGGUGUAUAACUCUAGUUCCUUUUAGUUAUACGCGAGGAACCAGACUGGAAUCUUAAACCAGACCUGAAGCGUGGACGUAUAUGGAAAUCUAAGAUCAUACUGGCUGAAUUAAGCAUUUUUUCUCCUGCAGUUAAGUAAACCAUGAUUAUGAUCAGUAGUUUGGUAGAAUGAAAAUUUUUUUUUUCUAAGUCAAAAGAAACAGGAUAAACAUGAAGCUCUGGAUAAGUAAAUAACCAAAGCCUGCAAUUCUUAAAGUCUGGUGACUUCAUUAUUUUAAAGAAAUAAAGUUCAUACAAAGAAGCUGAAGUAGGCAAGCUCAAGAAGGAGAAAAUUCGUAAGCAGUAUUUUCGAAGCUUAUCUGAAGUAAAGUAGAAAAGACAAGACAAGAGACAAAGAAGACAAGAAUGAGUAAACCUGUCAGAGUCGAGCUGUUUCUGGAUUUCAGUGGCACUUUCAUGACAAAACCAGCUGUCGACAUGAUUCAGUCACAUCUUCAAAUGGAAAGCUUACCUAGGGUGCACCAGAAAAGACUGGUGGGAUUGCAGACAAGCCAGUUGGACUACAGUGUGCCAAAAAAGAAGAGGAGGAGAUGAGAAGAAGAAACUAGUUACAAGUUGGAUUAUAUGAGAACUGGUGCCACAGUUGACCUAAAAAUAUCCAACUCUUACUUAGAUAUUGCAGUUUAGGGAUUUCAAGUUCAGAACCAAAAGGCAUAGCCAGUAGGUAAUUUUUUUGUUUUUUUUUUAAAUAAACAGAAUUCACUGAUUUCUCUUAA